Molecule: messenger RNA, 2135 nt
Organism: Tachysurus vachellii
Lineage: Eukaryota; Metazoa; Chordata; Actinopteri; Siluriformes; Bagridae
Exons: 13
Coding region: 82-1851 (589 amino acids)
Molecular function (GO): protein binding
Source: RefSeq, a predicted model, not a curated record
CUCCAUUUAAGGAAGGUAGACAUGAUGCUUUUCUGGGCUUCAGGUAACUCAUUUUAGUGGCUCCAUAUUUCUAACAGAAGCAUGGGAAAAAUACACUUUUAUGCACUGUGGUCCUUACACGAAGCACCUCGUCAGUUUAUCAGUAACGUGAACCGCAGCAGCUACCAGCUCCAAAUCCCACUACCUUUACCCAAGCAGCUCAUCGUGUUCAGUCUGGGAGACUGGACCUCAUUUUCUAGCCACACAACAGUAUUAACUGAGGUGUUUGUUAGCCCUGAUGUCAAACCACAGAAAAUUGGGAUUAUUUCGCCACAUUCAAGUUGUUUGGUGUGGGAAGGAGACUGGACAGUGAGCCUUUUAAACGAGUCCACAGUGAAGAGCAGGAGAGGUGCAUAUGCCAAAGUGUUGCUCACUGUCUGUGGAGAGGUGAAAUCCAGCUUUGUUAGCAGUACACCACUGGUGAAAAGGAGACGUCCAGCCCCCAAUCAGUUGAGCAGUUUCUCCCAGACCCUUCUGAGCAGUGCUAGCAACACUAAUAGAUCAUCACCCGAGGACACGGUCAGUUAUGCAGAGCUCAAAACAAGCAAAGAGGAGAUUCAGGAUAUCAGCCUCAGAACUUCAGGUGUUUGGGCUUUGGAUAAAACUCCAAGACGGACUGUUAUAGGAAAGAGAGGAUGCAGUUUGAGAAACGAGGGAUCUGAAACGCAGCAGAGUUCAAGACGAGGUUCCAGCCCUAAGAAGUGCAAACUGGACGUAUAUACUUCACAAAAUGAGGAGAAGGAAGUUGUUAAGAGGACGAGGGAUUGCCGGGCAGAGCAUCCAUCAAAGCGCUGGAACCAUACCAUGUGUUUAUGUGAUCCUGACACUGCUGUUCUGAUCGGUGGAGAGACAGCAGAACAAAACUGCUCAACAGACUCUAUCUGGAAGCUGGAGAUUGAUGGUGAUUUUUGGUUCCCCAUGAAUUCUGCUACAGUUGGGCCUCUCCCUCCCAGCUCUCAAGGCCACUCUGCAGCCUUUGACCCUGAGAAUAAGGUUGUCUAUGUGUAUGGUGGUUUUAGAGAUGGUCAACGCUAUGGUGAUAUUUAUAUGCUGGACACACUGACCUGGAAGUGGAAACUUAUUAAAGCAAAAGGAAAUAUCCCAUCAUUAGCAUACCACAGCUGCAGCAUUUAUAAGAGUGAGCUGUAUGUAUUUGGAGGGUUGCAGCCGAGUCGAGGUCCUGGAGGCAAAGCUUGCAGUAACGCUCUUUACAUCUUCAACCCUGAACAUGAGCUGUGGUACCAACCAAUUGUAGAAGGGGACCGCCCUCUUCCCAGGUUUGGGCACUCCAGCACCCUACUUCCUGACAAACUAGUGAUAUUUGGAGGUCAAAAAUCUGCUGCCUACCUCAACGACCUCUACAUUUUAGAUCUUGGCUUUAUGGAAUACACUGCAGUGAAAUAUGAAAACAUGCCACCCAUUGCCCGUGGGUUUCAUGCUGCUCUGCCCGUGUCUGACAACAGGGUGCUGAUCAGCGGAGGCUGCAGUGCUGUAGGAGCACUACAAGAUCUCCAUCUCUUUAAUAUAGAGACCAGCUGCUGGACAUCAGUGGUAUGUCCAUUGUUUUCCUCAAAGCCUCGUGCUGGACACAGUCUAAUCAGUCUGACCAGCGCUGUGCCUUCACACACUGAAGGGAACCAGGGAGAUGGCCAUCACACCUGCCUCUCCACCCAGUAUACCAUCUUAGUGUUUGGGGGCUCUGAUUGCACUGGCAUGUUUUAUGAUGAUAUGGUCAAAUGCGUCAUUGAAAUCCCUGCUGAAGGACAGCGACUAGAUAUAAAAGCAACUCAAAAGAUCAUAGUGCAUGGCUGAGAAACCCGACUGUUAAGUGAUGCAGAUUUUAUUCUACAAUUAAAACUUUUCUUUUUUCCUUCAGUUAUGAGAGAAAAUGGAACUUCUCAUCAUGAUUGCACUUUUAUUCUUUUUAUUUAUUUUAAAGCCAAUUUUACAGAUUUGAACAGCUGCUUGGCAGCUACUGUUUAAUUUUAUCUAAUACAAAUUGAGAUUUCUAUUUUCAAUAGCAUUCUGUUUUAUAGUUUCAGGGAUUAACGCAACACCCAGUUGUCACUUUUGUCCAAUAAAUAAUUUUCCACGUA